Ceraceosorus bombacis is the source of this 5486-nucleotide messenger RNA. The record is from the annotation of a GenBank genome assembly. Lineage: Eukaryota; Fungi; Basidiomycota; Exobasidiomycetes; Ceraceosorales; Ceraceosoraceae.
AUGGAUCACGGGAACCUUGCCACCAGCUUUGCACCUCUGAGUGACGUUGGAGCUGGCGGAGUGCAAUUGGAUCCCCUGCACUUGCUGCACUCUGAGAUCACAACCGUUACUUCUGCGCUCCGCAAGCAACUUCGGGUCGCCUCUUCAUCGUCUUUUCUCGGUAGCAGCAGCAACAGCUCUAGCACUGGCGCAGGUGCCAUUGCUCCAGGUACGACAUCAGCUUCUCUCACGAGGGCAGCGGUCGCAGCAGCGGUCGCAUCGCUUGAAGCGUCCACCUCGUCCGCUACAGACGGCGCGGCAUCGUCCAAUGGUCUCACUCCUGCAACAUCCCACUCUGCACGCUUGACCGCAAGUGCAGCUAGACCGAAUCAGAGCCUAGGCUCCGUCAUUCUCACGAGCCAGUCAGCCGCGUACGCCGGUGACCGCGACGAGAGCCUGCCAGGACUGCUCAAUGGCUUUACCGUGCUUCGUGCACAGCUGAGAGCGCAGCAAAGUGAGUCUCAAACCCCACGCCUCCGUCCAGUCGUUCUCCCUCUUGCUGAUCAUCUCUGCUCUCCCGCAGCACUAGGCGAUCUCCCCCUUCUCGUGCUUCUGGCCCCUUUCCUCCGAGUGAUUCUUUCCCCGCGCACAACUGGUCCGAUCACGUCAGCUGCUCUGCAAGCGGUGCAUCGCCUCCUGCUCUACCGCAUCAUCAAGCUGCCCGCCAACCACUUGGACAGCGCUUCGCAUUCCUCUUCCAGCUUCCGAGCCGCCCAAUCGGCCGUCGCUGAGAUCGCCCAUGCGGUCUCACACUGCCGAUUCGAAGCCAGUGAUGCUGCUGCUGACGAGCUGGUGCUGCUGCGCAUCCUCGCGGUCAUGCGUGAGCUUGUAUGCGGAGAUGCCAAUCGAGCUUCGGGAAACGAGCCGCUUGCGAAUAUUCUGGGUGACGAGAGCAUAUGCGAGAUGGUAGAGACAGGUUUGAGCAUGUGCUGCCAGACUCGACUUAGUGGUGAGUGCGAUUUCGGAAUCUCCUCGAGCUGCAACUGGGCACCCCACCUGAAACGUAUUCCCUUUGCAGACCUGCUACGCAAGACAGCAGAGCAGUCGAUGAUUGCCAUGGCUCGUACACUCUUCUCGCGCCUCCACGCCAUACCUACUACCGACGACGAGGCUUUUGCAGGAGACGAUGGCAUGUCACAAGUGGAGCCAGAGCACGCGACUCUUGCGGCAGAUCCUGUGGGAGAGGACAAGGCGGACGAUGAGAAGCGCAUGCGGCGCAUGACGAUGCCCGAUCCGAAGAGUGUUGCAGUACCUGCGGCCGCCGCGGCCACCUUGCAAGAGCUCAAAGCGAUCGGCGAGGCGGAAGCCGAUGAGGAGGCAGAAGAGGAAGAAGAGGGUGGCAAAGCGAAGGGCGAUGCGGCGCUGCCCUCUGAUGCUCUGGCAGGCCACGAGGCACAAGAUUCGCCCAACUAUGUCGCGGGCGAAGCGCACCCAACGUCCGCUGACCUUGCCAACUCAGACCAGAUGGACAUGCUCGGUCAGGUAGAGCCUUAUGGUCUCCCGGCUAUCAAAGAGGUCCUGCGUGUCAUCAUCUCCCUGCUGGAUCCUCACAACGCUCAGCACACAGAUACCAUGCGCCUUCUCGGCCUCUCGAUGCUCUGUUCCAUCUUCGAGGUCUCGGCCAACUCUAUCGCGAGGUUCCCUACCCUGCGAGCUAGCGUGCAGGACUCCGCUUGCAAGUACCUCUUCCAGCUCACCCGUUCUGAUCACCCGAUUGUUCUCACGCUGUCUUUGCGGGCCAUCGCCAUCAUCUUCGAGACGAUGCGAGAACAAGUGAAGUUGCAGUCAGAAUAUCUGUUGGAUUACCUGCUCGACCGACUUGCGCCCGCUUUUCCACUUGCUCUGGAGCCUUGGAGCGAUGAAGCUCUUCCCAGCCUAUCCAACAAAGCGAGCCACCCUGGGGCGGGCCGCGCUUCAUCGGGGAAAGAGGCACGUGAUGGCAAGCAGCUUGCGGUUCCUCCACCGCCACCACCCCCGCCCCAACCACGGACAUCAGAGCGCGCACCGGCUACAGGUGAGGCGCGCGAGCUGCUGCUAGAGACCCUGGGACUCAUUUGUCGAACGCACAGGCCCGACUCGCAAGCUUCGGACAGUGAUAUUGCUGUCGAGCUCUGGGCCAAUUUUGACUGCGACGUCGAUUGCGAAAACCUGUACGAACAUCUCAUACGCUUUUUGUGCCGCGCCAUCUACGCCUCAAAUCCUCUGCACCCUACUUCGGAAGACAGCACGCAGCUCUUUGCCCUCGAUCUACUUCUUACGCUUGUUUCCCACAUGUCUGCUAGACAGGAAGCGCUCAUAGAUGGCUCUUCGCCCCACUCAGAGUCGCACCGCAGCCCGAGUGUUGACGUGCAAGCACUUAGCGACAGCAAGAUCCAGAAAGCCGAGCUGCUAGCAGGCGCUGCGCGUUUCAAUGCGAAGCCCAAGGACGGUCUGACUUUCCUGCAGGCCCAAGGCCUCAUCGAUACGAGCGGGCGAGAUGGCCUCAGCAAAGCAGAGAGCAUCGCAAGAUUUCUGAAGACCUGUCCAAGACUCGACAAAAAGCUCCUCGGAGACUACAUUUCUCGUCCUGACAACAUUGAAGUCCUGGAGGCUUUCAUCGGCCUGUUCGAUUUCAGGGACAAGCCUGUCGCAGACGCGAUGCGCGAGAUGCUCGAAACAUUCCGUUUGCCCGGCGAGUCGCAGCAGAUCAAUCGUAUCACCGAGACAUUCGCCAAAUUCUACUUUGCCGCUGGUCCUCCUGAGAUUCGCAGCGAGGAUGCGGUAUACGUCCUAGCAUAUUCCAUCAUCAUGCUCAACACUGAUCUUCACAGUCCGCAGAAUAGGUCGCGCAUGACGGCCGAGGACUACCGGCGAAAUCUGCGAGGCGUCAACGAUGGCAAAGAUUUCGACAUUGAGUACCUUGGGACGAUUUACGAUAGCAUCCGCAAAAGAGAGAUUGUCAUGCCUGAAGAGCACGUUGGACAGCUAGGGUUUGAUUACACAUGGAAGGAGAUCCUUAGAAGGGCACGCACUGCGGGACGUCUCGUAUCGCCCGUCACUUCAGCUUUCGACAAGGCAAUGUUCACAGCUACCUGGCGCCCGAUUGUCGCAAGCAUAGCUCACGCUUUCUCCUCCUUCCACGACGAACUUUUGCUCGAGAGAGCCAUUAGCGGCUUCAGACAAUGCGCUGUCUUGGCGGGCACUUUCGACAUGGGCGAGCUCUUCGACUUCAUGCUGCAAGGACUAGCCAGUGCUUCGGGUCUACUGGAUGGCCAGGUUCCUGGAGGAGGCGCGUUGACCAACAAUGCGGAGGUGGAAGUGGAUGGGCAAGCGAUCACUGUCUCUCCCUUGUCGGUUCGAUUUGGAGCCAACUUCAAGGGUCAGCUUGCCGCAGUCGUUCUCUUCACGAUAGCGCAAGGCAACGCCGUGAAUGUUCGGACAGGAUGGUCGCCUAUCUUCGAAAUGCUCAAAAAUAUGUUCGUGUCCUCGCUUCUGCCCCCUUCGAUGUCUCAAAUGCAGGACUUUGCAUGGCCCGACGAUGUGGACGCCGGGACGCAUAGCGUCCCCAUACCCUUGAAACCGAGGAAACCAUUGGGGCCCUCACCCCAGGACCCGAGGGCGCAGGGAGGCGGUUUAUUCAGCACUCUUUCUUCGUACCUACUCUCACCAUAUUCCUCGGCUCAAGAGCCAGCAGCACCCGACGUCACAGCUGAAGACGUGGAAUCAAGCCUUUGUACGCUCGACUGCAUCGCAAGCUGCCGCAUCGACGAGCUGUGGGCACAGGUAUUGCGGCUGGCUGGACCAAGUCUAUUGCCAGCGCUGCACGCCUUACGCGACUUGGCCGACAAGACAAGUAUCGAUCAAUUGCGCGCAGCAAGCGCGGAUCCUCUGCGCAGAGUGCAGGAUACAGAUCAAAGCAGCUCAGGCCGUUCGACACCUACAUCUCACAUCGCUAGUGCAGGCUCCACAAUGCGCCGUCAACUAGCUUACGAACCUGCGUCCGUCUUUGUGCUGGAAAUUCUCACAACUACCGCGUGCUCUGCAGAUGAUCAGGCGAUGCAAGAAGCUUGGAAUAUUGCCUCUGGGCAUAUCUCUGUCUUGCUGCAGGCGCCUCUCUCCCACCAUCCCAUGCUGAUUGAGCGCGCUGUGGUCUCGCUCUUGAGACUCAUCGAGAGAGUGUCUCCGCUGGCCGAAGGAGCCUUGAGGGAUCAAAUCUUUGUUACACUAGACUCUCUCCGCUCGAUACCGCAGGAGCUCCGUCAAGCAGUCAGCUCGCAGUUGAUUGCCGGGCUAGCGCAAGUCCUGCGCAGCGAUCCCGGCUUUGCCCGGUCACAAACCGAGUGGAGUCUCGUCCUUAGCCUGGUCACAGAUCAAGGAGCGACUCGAAAUGCGCGCUCUGCAAGGAGGUCAAUAAGUAUCAUUCGUCAAAUUGCCGAGGAGCGUUUGAUGAACGAUAAUUUUGAAACUGUCAUUCACAUGCUGCAAGACUUCGCCUUGAAUGCCGACUGCACUGGCUGGCGUGCGGAAGAAGCUCGCAGUGGACAACGGCGCACAUUGACGGAGAAAAAGGAGCUCGCCGAGUACGAAACCGCAUGCCAAGAGCGCGGACUGGAAGCGAUUGAGGUAUUGGCGAGCGUCAGGACAUCGGUUUCUCGGCUUCUUCGGACCUCUCGCCUCCCGCCAUCCGAGGCGUGGUGUUCUACGUGGAUCACUCUGAUGCUAUCACUGGCUGCACAGUGUGUCAAUGGACACCGACCUGCAAGACAAGCAGCCUUGACGCAUUUGCAACGAACAGUGCUGGCUGAAGAAGUGUUGCAUGACGCGGAUCCAGCCGAGCUUCCUCUUGCGCAGAUAUUUACAAUCGUCCUCUUUCCCACCCUUGAAGAGCUGCUGAAGCCUGCCAUCUACAAGAAGGACCCGGACCUCGGACCAGGAGGGAUGCAGGAAACGCGGAUGCGUGCAUGCGCCCUCACCUGCAAAGCUUUUCUGCACUAUCUCGGUGCGCUGGCCUCAGCUGGUAUUGAUGAAGGCUUCCAGCAAUUAUGGCUGCAGUUGCUCGAUUUGCUGGACCGCUUCAUGCAUGCCAGUAAGAAAGACCAAUUGGUGAGUGGUUGCUCGCUGACUGCAAAGAUGCCAUUGCACAAAAGACUUGCUCAUUCUGACAACGACUUGUCGAUGUGAUCCAGACGGAGGCCAUUCCCGAAAAUUUGAAGAACGCUCUGCUCGUGAUGCAAGCAUCUGAUUUGCUCGUGCGCCCUGCGGAUGCCAACACCGCGGACGCGCGCACCCCUCAACAGAGCGCUUUGUGGACAUUGACCGCGGAUAGGCUUGGUCGUUUCAUGCCUACGCUUUUGGAUGAUGCCCUUGCAUCUCAUGAACCUCGGGAGCAGUCACAGGGAAGUGCUGUACGUAGCGAGGCCGAGUCAGAAGAUGCAGGCCGGCAGGGCGAGAAGGGCACGUCGGACUGA